AUGAGGCCGUUCGGAAAAGAGUGCCUUUUGUCGAUUCUUUUUGAGCUCUGUGUCGUCCUCUUCAUCGCUGCUGUCACGCCGUUGCUAAUCCGAUAUGCUCUUCUUCCCACGUCGGUUCAUCAUCAAUACCCUCUCAACGUCGUCUUCCAUACAUGUGAUCAUGACUUGCACAGCGUCUGUUCAUUUCCUGCCGCCACUCUGGAGUACGAAAAGAACUCGCUCUUCUCUCCGAAUGUCGCCUACUACCUGAAUGUUCGUCUGAAGUUUGCUGAUAUUUCUAACUCGAAGCAACUUGGACUCUUUCAAAAUGUUAUCACAAUCACUGGAGAGAAUGAGCGCAUUUUGAAGCAGUACACUAAAACAGCGUAUGUGAAAGAGCCAGGGCUAAUCACGAAGGCAUCACGAGUAUUCCUCUUCCCACUCUAUUUCCUCGGAUUUUUCUAUGAUUAUAGUACAUUGGCGAUUCCGAUGAGUGCCGAUUAUCUGGAAAAAAUUGAUUCACCAUCGACGAAGUUAGUCUUCACUGUUCAGGAUAAAUUUGCAAAUAUCGAAGAAGCCGAACUAAUUGUGACUGCUCGCUUUGGAUUGAUUCGACAUCUUCUUUACUACUGGCCCACCACAUCAUAUGCUGCAAUUUCUUUAUCUUUCUUCGCAUUUGGAGUCUUUAUGAUCGUUGCGAAAUUAGGAUAUCAAGAAUAUUCUGCUAGAGCGAAAAGCUUGAUAGAACGAGACAGACUGCAAAUCACGAAGUCGAAAGGAGAAAAGAAGACUGAGAAAAAUGAGAAAAAUGAGUUGAUUCCGGCAAAAAGAGCGACGGAGGAGAUAAAGAGAGAUGUCAAAAAGGAAAUUCCAGAUGCUUCAGAAGUUCGGAAACGGAAAUAA
Caenorhabditis remanei is the source of this 882-nucleotide messenger RNA. RefSeq lists its product as uncharacterized. The transcript has 5 exons. Gene Ontology annotation, biological process: lipid storage; lipid droplet organization. NCBI's taxonomy places the organism in Eukaryota, Metazoa, Nematoda, Chromadorea, Rhabditida, Rhabditidae. Gene Ontology annotation, cellular component: endoplasmic reticulum membrane. Bases 1 to 882 code for a protein of 293 amino acids. The record is from RefSeq and is a predicted model, not a curated record.